Molecule: messenger RNA, 1200 nt
Organism: Colletotrichum fioriniae
Lineage: Eukaryota; Fungi; Ascomycota; Sordariomycetes; Glomerellales; Glomerellaceae
Cellular component (GO): extracellular region
Molecular function (GO): carbon-oxygen lyase activity, acting on polysaccharides
Source: RefSeq, a predicted model, not a curated record
AUGGAUCCGCCGCCGCGCGCGCUCCUCACGCUACUCCUCCUCAUCAGCAGCGCACACCACGUAGCCGCCCGCGACAUCUUCGUCUCUCCCACAGGGGCGAGCAAAGGCACGGGGACCCUCGAGGCGCCGUACGGCUCCAUCCAAUCGGCCGUCGGCGCCGCCGUCGCGGGCGACACGAUUUUCCUCCGCGGGGGCACGUACGCGCCGACGGCGAAUAUUCAAUUUGCAAAGAGCGGGACGCGGACGCUGCCUAUUCGUGUGAGGGCGUAUCCGGGGGAGAAGGUUGUUAUUGAUGGGGAGAAUAUGCCGGGAACUCCAAAGGCGCUGGAUGAAGCCUUGCCUAAUUCCGAGCGCGGCAUCUUUCACAUCCAGAAUGCGAAUUACUGGGCAUUCUACGAUUUAGAGCUCAUCAACGGGCCCUACGGGAUCUAUGCCCGCGACGCCUCCCACAACACCUACACAAACCUCUCCACCCACGACAACUACGAAACGGGCUUCCAGCUCGAGGGCGCCUCGUCCAACAACACAGUCACGAACCUCGACUCCUACCGCAACCGCGACCCGCGUAAAAACGGCGAGAGCGCAGACGGCUUCGCGUGCAAGUCCGGAUCGGGCGAGGGCAACGUCCUGCGCAACGCCAGGUUGUGGGAUAACGUCGACGACGGGCUCGACCUCUUCAUGUUUGGAUCUUCGGUGUUACUGGAGGAGGUGUACGCGUGGGGCAACGGGUAUAACCGGUGGGGGUUUAGCCCGUUUGAAGGGGAUGGAAAUGGGUUCAAGUUGGGGAUUACGGGGAACCCUGUGGCGGAUCAUGUUGUCAGGAAUUGUAUUGCGUUUGGGAAUUGGAAAAAGGGGUUCAUUGAUAAUGGGAACCCGGGGAGUUUGACGUUCGAGAGGAAUUCGGCGUGGAAUAAUGGGGACACCGGGUUCUUGAUGCGGAGUUCGUCUUCGGUUAUGCGGGGGAAUGUCGCGGCUGUGAAUGGAGCCGGAGGAGCCGCGCAGGUGAGUCUUGUGGGUACUAUCACGGCGGCGGGGAAUUCGUGGAAUGAUGGGACGACGUGGACGAAUGCGUCUUUUGUCAGUGUUGACGCUUCGGUUUUGAAGGGGCCUAGGGGCGCGGAUGGGAAAGUUGUGGGUAGUAGCUUUCUGAUUCCCAAGAGCGGUGCGGCUAUUGGGGCGACUACGUUGCAGGAGGUUUGA